GAAAAAACAAAGCAAGGCAAGCAGCUAGCAGAUAAUUAAAAAUGGAGUACCCAUAUUUCCCCAGAAACUACGACGGACGACGCCACAGAGCGUGGAACCCUUCCUUCACAGACGGAGAUGACGGUGGCGGGAGUCGUCGGCACCAGCAGCAGCAGCACCGCCCCAAGCACCACGUGGCAUUUAAGGCUGAGCAAGAGGAGAUCAUCAGCACCGCCGGCAGCGGUGCGCCCCCACCAGAAAACGGCGUCGUUCACAAUGAUCGUGGUUCACCUCCCAACAGUGUUGAUGAUGAAGCCGGUGCUUUCAUCAAGCACGAACACGACAGGAUUCAGUUAGCCAGGCUCAGGUCCAUCAACCCUUACUGAUAUAUAUAUAUAUAGAGAGAGAGAGAGAGAGAGAGA
Molecule: messenger RNA, 401 nt
Organism: Neltuma alba
Lineage: Eukaryota; Viridiplantae; Streptophyta; Magnoliopsida; Fabales; Fabaceae
Exons: 2
Coding region: 42-365 (107 amino acids)
Source: RefSeq, a predicted model, not a curated record